AUGAUUGCAAUCACAAAUGUUCAAAAAGAGAAGAGGUGGGGGACUUACAGAAUCCCACUAAGUUCGUUUCCGGCGUACCAGAACGCGAGUACUUUUGAAGCAUUGGUUAUUCAAGUGUUACCCCCAAAAACUCAAGGAAAAAACAACACCACUUCAAGAGAUAUUGUUGUAAUCAAUCAAGAAAAGUGCCCCAUGAUAAUAACACUGUGGAAUGAUUUCCAUCUUGAUGAGGGUCAAACAAUUGCACAGAUGGUUAACACAACUCCUACUCUCCUAUGCUUCAAACUACGAGCCUCAACAUUCAACGUGCUUUCCUUGACUACGAGGCCGUCAUCGGCAUUGAUAAUAAAUGCUCCAACAAAAACCCGCGAUGCCCUUCGUGACUGGUACCAAACGAACAAAGAAGAGAUAAUUGGAAUGAUAGAAGGUCAAGCAUACAAGAAUACAGAUAUUUUACUCCCUCGACCUUUGGAGCAAACAAUUUCAACAAUCAACCAAGCAUUGAGACUUUUCAACAAAAAGUUCUAUACAGCAUGGGUAAAAGUCAAAACAACCUUAGCUCCUUCUCAAUCCGCUUUCUGGUUUGCCACAUGCAAUAACUGCCAAAAGUCAAUCAAUGGCGAUGUUGGUCCAAAUAUUAAAUGUAUAUCGUGCAACCAAAAUGUUAAGCUGGAGGCCAGAACUAGAAUUCUGCUAGAAUUGACAGACUCAACAGGCACAAUCACGGCAUCUGUCCUUGCAACAGAAGCUGAAAAACUCAUCGGCGUUAAUGCUGAGGCUUUGAGAACUACAGAAGAUCAGGAUGUUGACCUCAGUACAACUAUUCAAAAUGCUCUGAAGCAACACACCAUUGUUGCAUUCCUCAGAAAAUACGAUAGUACAUUCCAGGGACGUGCCUCAGAAAAAUAUAGUAUUGUAAAAUCAUACUUAAUCCAAGAUCUUCUCAUGAAUGAAACACCCCAAAGGAAAGCAGUACCAUUUGAAGAGAUAACCUCAGAAGGACAUACGGAAAUGACAAUGUAA
Oldenlandia corymbosa var. corymbosa is the source of this 1023-nucleotide messenger RNA. The record is from the annotation of a GenBank genome assembly. Lineage: Eukaryota; Viridiplantae; Streptophyta; Magnoliopsida; Gentianales; Rubiaceae.